AACACGGCAGAAGUAGAGACAGAGAGAGAGUAGAGAGGAACAUGUGAGUGUGUGAUGCUGUCAAUUGUGAUAGACUAAAGUAGUUUGUGAAGGAAUAGAAUAAAUUACAACUAUACGGCUUUUUACACGAAAUAUGUUAAUUUGCAAACAGGUCAUUAGUUCAUGUUUAAGUCACUGGAUGAGAAAACGCGCGGCAACCUAACACUUAUUUCAGCUGAUGUUAUUGGAUUGUACACAUUUACUUUAAAGCAAGCACUAUUAAAUGCGUUAUGUCAGAGUCCACGACCCCAGGAAAAAAGGGCAAUUUGACCGGAAGUGCCAGAAAACUAAAGGAUGACGCCGCAGAUUGGCAUAAUCUCAUCCAGAAAUGGGAACGAUUAAAUGACGAGGGAUCCACGAUUGCGACUAAAAUUGUUAAUCUGGGAAUGAGCAAAAAAUCAGAUACUGAGGCUGAUGUUGUGAUGGAAGGAGGCAGUGUGAAAGCUGGAGACAUAUCAGACAAUCUGAAACGGAGCAACCAAGAGCUGGAGGAAGAAUGUGGGAAGUUACAAGACGUUGUGGAUAAAAUGGCAAACAUACUGUCAAAGAUGGAGAAGAUGGUCCAAGCCGAGCGAGGGAUCUGUGAGUUAGAAGCGUUUCAGUGUGGAGAGAAAACAGCAGCUCCACUCUUCCACACGUGGUCCACACAACAGUUUGUUGAAGUAUCUUCCAAGCUUUACGAGUCAUACAAGCAGGAGUUGGUGCUGAAGAAGACUAUACUACAAGAAUUGGCCCACACUGCUAAUGCUGAUCUUUCCAUGGUCUACCUGUCCUCGUGGCUGUAUCAACCCUACAUUGAGGACAGUGGGAAACUGCUACUAGAGAGUUUGCUGUUGGAAACAGGUCACAGACCUUUGUGAUUCAGUCUCUGCAUGAGGACUAUGUAAACAAAUGAAAAGCAUAUCAUGACAUGUAUACAGCUUUGAUUGAAUCCGUUAAACCUUCACAUUUAUUUCUCAAAAAUAUCCUAUUCUUAUACUGUAUUACUUCCCUGUAAGCAGUCUGUACCAUACAAAGUCUUUACUCCAUAAACUCACUCACAAAUGUUUUAAUGUCA
Messenger RNA from Carassius carassius (crucian carp), 1096 nucleotides. It is a transcript of the gene cinp, whose product is annotated as cyclin dependent kinase 2 interacting protein. The transcript is spliced from 4 exons. Lineage: Eukaryota; Metazoa; Chordata; Actinopteri; Cypriniformes; Cyprinidae. The coding region runs from base 270 to 899 and encodes 209 amino acids. The record is from RefSeq and is a predicted model, not a curated record.